Messenger RNA from Grus americana (Whooping crane), 3075 nucleotides. It is a transcript of the gene PTBP3, whose product is annotated as polypyrimidine tract binding protein 3. Gene Ontology annotation, biological process: mRNA processing; regulation of RNA splicing. Bases 1092 to 2657 code for a protein of 521 amino acids. The transcript is spliced from 16 exons. Gene Ontology annotation, cellular component: nucleus. Lineage: Eukaryota; Metazoa; Chordata; Aves; Gruiformes; Gruidae. The record is from RefSeq and is a predicted model, not a curated record. Gene Ontology annotation, molecular function: mRNA binding.
UUGAUACUACUCUUCCCUGCUCUUGCUCUUUCCUUGUCAGCUGAAGUUGUUCAAACUCAGGACUGUUGCCAAAAGAGCAGCACCAUCCUCGGCAGCACAUUUCUGCACCUCCCUCGUGCUGUAGCAACUGUGCGUGAACCACAUAGUAAAUUAUUCUGGUACCAUGCUGCUUUGCAGUUAGUCACUGCAGGGGGAGCUGUGAAAAUACAAGAGUGGGGAAUGACAUGACUGCCUCUACUUACAGCAGCCUUAGAGCAGCUUAAACUGACCAGGAAACCGCAUCCUAAAUUUCCUGUGAAAGCUAGUGGAAUGAAUGCUGUAUGACUCAAUAAUCUAACCAUUAUACUUGUAAUUAACUUUCUUAAUCACACUGUACUACAAGUAAUUUAACUUGCUGCCAUUAUUAUUAAUUCAGAGACAUGGUGUGUUAUAGUAGCCUUUAAAGUCAAGGAGAAGACAGAUCAUUCUUUCUCAGUAGUGAAUAACAGAAGCAAAGGAAUCAAAAUAAUGUUUGGAUACUUGCACUCCGUGCGAGUGUGCAUACUUCACACAAGCGCACAAGUGUAUGGUGGGGUCAGUGCUCCUUACUAGGAUCUUACCAUUUAAACAAAACAUUCCUGUCCCCUGGGAGGUGGGUUGCACUAACCAUGGGAAUAAGGAUGAUCCAAAACCAGUUUCGGUAUAGGCAGAAGUCAAAUCUUACCAUGUCUUCUGGUUGGGAAUCAGACCUUGUGGAGAAAUCAGGGACUGAUAACCCUUUUUCUUGCCUUUAGGUGGCAUGGUAGCUACGUGUGCAGUGGCACAUGAGAAGGACAUUUGCAAUGAAGAGCAGGCCACUGGACAUUUUUAAAGGAAGGAUUCAAAGCACGUUUAUGCACUUGAGUGACAACAUACUUCAAGGGCUGCGUUUGAAGUGUUGUUACGGAUCUUUGAGCAGUCAUUUAAAGGUAUAUCCCUGUAUCUUCUAGUCCUGCAAUCUGUUUCACAAGGUCAAAACCAAUAAGGAAUACCUAAGGAAUGUAUGUCCCAGAAAUAUAAAGCGUGGACCUGACGAGCUUCUUUCUUCUGGACUCUAGAACAAGUCUUUCACCAUGAGCAACUCUACUCCAGCUACAGAUAAUGAGAGUGACAAGAAGAAAUUUAAAGAAGACAAAUCACCAUCCUCCCCAUCACGUGUCAUUCAUCUUCGCCAAAUCCCAAAUGAUGUUACCGAAGCAGAAGUCAUUUCAUUAGGCCUCCCUUUUGGCAAAGUAACCAACCUCUUGAUGCUAAAAGGAAAAAGUCAGGCAUUUUUGGAAAUGGCUUCUGAAGAAGCUGCUGUUACUAUGGUCAACCACUAUACUCCCGCUACACCUUGUCUCCGCAGUCAGCCUGUUUAUAUUCAAUUUUCCAAUCACAAAGAACUUAAGACUGACAAUCUACCUAAUCAGGCUAAAGCCCAAGCUGCAUUGCAAGCUGUGAAUGCUACGCAGUCUGGAAACUUGGCUAUUACAAGUGGUCUUGCUCCUGAAGGUGGGAUCCUUCCAGGUCAAAGUUCUGUUCUUCGAAUCAUUGUUGAAAAUAUUUUCUACCCUGUCACUUUAGAAGUGCUGUAUCAGAUUUUCUCUAAAUUUGGAUCUGUCUUGAAGAUUAUCACCUUCACUAGGAACAAUCAAUUCCAAGCUUUGCUCCAGUAUGCUGAUCCAAUGAGUGCAUAUUAUGCCAAAAUGGGUCUGGAUGGCCAAAGUAUCUACACUGCAUGCUGCACUCUGCGUAUUGAUUUCUCCAAGUUAAGUAACCUUAAGGUGAAGUACAACAAUGACAAAAGUAGAGAUUUCACUCGCCUUGACCUUCCUUCUGGUGAUGGCCAGCCAUCUCUGGAGCCAUCCAUAGCUAGUCCAUUUGGCACCCCAAAUAUCAUCUUCCAAUCAUAUGCAGGAGCUCCUGGGUUUGCCCCAGCCAUUGGGUUUCCCCAAGGUGCUGGUUUUCCAGUUCCAUCUGUUUCUGGAGCACUUAGUUCUCAUGCAGUCACCACACCUGGAGCAUCCGGACAGAUGACUAUUCCUAAUGUUACUAGUGUUUCAGGAAAUUCAGUUCUACUAGUCAGCAACCUCAACCCUGAAGCCAUCACACCACAUGGACUUUUCAUCCUGUUUGGUGUGUAUGGUGAUGUGCAUCGUGUGAAGAUCAUGUAUAAGAAAAAAGAAAACGCUUUGGUUCAGAUGGCAGAUGCAACCCAGGCUCAAUUAGCUAUGAGCCACUUGAAUGGACAGAAGAUUUAUGGAAAGGUCCUCCGUGCUACUCUUUCAAAACAUCAGGUAGUUCAACUUCCUCGUGAGGGACAAGAGGACCAAGGUCUGACAAAGGACUAUAGCAAUAGCCCUUUACAUCGCUUUAAGAAGCCUGGCUCUAGGAAUUUCCAAAAUAUCUUUCCUCCAUCUGCCACCCUGCAUCUCUCCAACAUCCCGCCUUCUGUUACUGUUGAUGAUCUGAAGAAACUUUUUGCAAAUACUGGAUCUACUGUGAAAGCCUUCAGGUUCUUCCAGAAAGAUUGCAAAAUGGCUCUUAUCCAGCUGAGCUCUGUGGAAGAAGCAGUUCACGCUCUCAUUGAGCUUCACAAUUAUGACCUUGGAGAAAACCAUCACCUCCGAGUUUCCUUCUCAAAAUCUACAAUCUGACUUUUCUGUGAACUUUCCUAUUAAGGCUACAUCAUACUUUUAGUAAAAUCUUCAAGUAGACACUGAAACAGUUGUGACCAGCUCUGUGUCUUAAAAGAAAAAGCUCAUUCAUAUACAAAGAAUUCAGUGCUGAUGUUUUCUGAUUUUUAGCUCGCAGUAUGUGAUCAAAGUUUAUCAUUCAUCCAUAGAAAGAUUCUUCUGUAAAAUUGCUUUAGCAACACUAUUUAUCAUUAAAUUUCCUACUUAUAUUUUGGGAACAUCCUUCUAGCUUUUGUUUGAAAUCAACCUUACAAAACAUUUCUAAAAUGCUUUUACAAUAUAACAAACAAAAAGUAUUUCUAACAAAAUGGUAAAUCUACUCUACACAGGUUAAACACUAAUUUGAAUGGGAAAUAAAGCUUGGGUUUCUUGAAGAAAA